Messenger RNA from Pseudoliparis swirei, 3227 nucleotides. RefSeq lists its product as uncharacterized. Lineage: Eukaryota; Metazoa; Chordata; Actinopteri; Perciformes; Liparidae. The transcript has 7 exons. Bases 84 to 1937 code for a protein of 617 amino acids. The record is from RefSeq and is a predicted model, not a curated record.
ACACGCUCGGACGAAAUUGGGGCGCCAAAGUUUGCUUCCGUAGUUGCUUCGCUAUGUACUGACGCCAGGACAUCUCGAUCCAAAUGGAGCACCUACAGAACAUACACAUUAUGAUUAAGGUCAUAGUUAUCGUUUUGCACUGUAGAGGUUCCUCAGCCGAAACGACCAGGAGGAUCAGUGUCUUGGUAGAUGCAGAGGUGACUCUCAGCUGCCUUUUCGACAAACUGCCCAAGCUGGCGGAGUGGAGCACUCUCACCAUCGAGUGGAACGUGGUGGAUAAGCAUGGCGAGAAGAGCGUUGUGUACACGUUCGAAGACGGCAGGGCGCACGUGAACAGGGAUGGCUCUGUGGUGGACAGAAUGCAGUUGCUCGAUGGCGAUGCGUCUCUGCAGCUUCGUAACGUGACCGUGGGGGAUGGAGGGCUGUACACCUGCAGAAUCAUCACACCUGUGGUCUACACAGAGACCACUUCGCUGGAAGUGCUGGCUCGGCCUUCGGUGUCGCUCCCGAAAACGGCGGCAGUGACCGAGGGGGAGGAGAAGAUGAUCCAGUGUGACAUUACAGGUUUCUAUCCAGAGAAACUGGCGGUGACAUGGCACGUCCAAAAUGGCUCCCACACCGUCCAGGCGGGCGCCAGCCUCCUCUUGCGCGUCUGCACCGAAAUGUCCACUCACAAUCCAGAUGGCACCUACGGUAUUCGCAGUGGCAUCACGCUGCACUCCUCGGCCGUGAAGGAUGGAGAGAUGCGCAUCAUCUGCCAGGUGGAGCACCAGACCUUCAGCUGGCCGUACAACAGAUCUGUCACGCUGACUGUUCAGGCUCCGUCACAGCCCCUUUACAGUGCUGUCACACUGAUAGCUGUCACCAGUGUCAUCAGUCUGCUGCUGGUCACCUCUGCUGUUGGAGGCGCUCUGCUUCUCUACACCUAUUUUUGUCAAACUGCACCAAGUGUUUCUGAAAUCAGCCAACCUAGUAUCGCAUACGCACAGUUGCCGACCGACCUUAAAUGCACCGUCCGAGGAGCCAGACAGCGGGAGGUUAAGGUGAAGUGGUUUAAAUUAAUAAGCUGCGCUGACUCGGCGUUGCACUCCGAAUCUGUUUUUCUGUUGGCCGGUGAGGAUCUGAGCGCACGGGCUUGUCUCCAGUCGGACGGCGCAUGCCACACUUCUGUUUUGACCGUGUGUCUGACCGUCGAUGAAGACCAGACCGAAUACCAGUGUUUGGUGCUGUGCAGAGGCAAGACCUUCAGCAGAAAGACCACAGUCCGGGUAAAAGUGGAGCCAUCUUUCCUGCAGAUCUCCAGCAUCCCUCAGAUCCCCAAGGUGGAGUGGCUUCUGGUCCUCUGCUGUCGGGUGGAGAACUUCUACCCCCGGGACAUCGACCUGGAGUGGUCCCGGAGCGACGGGGAGCAGGUCCGCACCGCCACGCACUUCGGCCCUUUCGCCGACCACAACCGCCUCUACAGCGUGUGGAGUGAGAUUCAUCUGCGCAUGGCCCGAGAGGACGAGAGGGCCGUCUACACCUGCCGGAUUUACCACUCCAGCUUCCCUGCUCCGGGAUACAAAGACGUCCUGUACCACAUCAACACUCAAGGAACUGCUCCGGAUGUGAUGUUCAUCGACUGCGAGCCGCCGUGUCCUGUGUUGAAUGAAGAGUGUACGAUGCACCUGUGCAUCAGAGACUUCUGUCCCGAGGACGUGUCGGUGACUUGGACUAAAGAUGGGGAAACGGUUCUUUCCGGCGUCUUCAAUACUCCCCCGAGCCUGAACAUCAACGGUUUCUACUCCAUGUUCAGUUUUCUCAAACUCACCCCCAAGGAGGACGACCGGAGCUCCGAGUUCAGGUGCCGGGUGGCCCACAGCGCCCAGAUGGAGCCCGAGGAGAGGCUCUUCACAAUGCCGGCAGCCCACAGCCUGCGUCUGAGGGACGGCUCCUGAUGUUGGAAACUCUUGUAUUUCAUUCUACGGUGGUUCAACCUGAAGAUCAGGAGAGAUAAACCGGAGUUAUGGACAUUAAUACAGAUAUCUGGUCCAGUUAUUACUGUCCACCUCCUGAUGGGCAUGAGGCAGUGGCUCUUUGUUUGUCAUUUAAAUGACAUGUUUCCAUAUCACCAAGUAUCAGAAACUGUAUGGCUUUAUGUUAUUUAAACAAAAUAAAGGUAGAAUAUCAUAGAAAUACAACUUAAACAUAAAGCACAUUUUAUUUAUAGCAACAGGAGUAUUUCUUUUUGUGUCAAUCAUUUUUUUGUGUUAUUAAACUUAACACUGCUUAUCCAGUUUUGAGGUGUUUGUUAAAAAUGUUCUUAAAUACAAUUGUUGUAGGAACAUGUCAAAGUAUAAUAUCUCUGCUCUGUGCAUAUAAGUUCGUCAUUCAACACGUUGUGACCUUUUCUAGCGCACUAUGUGAGAAUGAGAAUGAAUAUCCUCAUGGUUACUCCACACAAGUGUGAAUAUUCUUUUAUGUAAAAAAGACUACCAAAUACGCUGCUUUACUUGUCUGAUAGCUUAUUUAUGCACUUUGUUUCUUUUUGACCCAACACAAAGCAUGUUGUUGAAAGGACAGAGGACUUGCUGAUAAUAAUAAUGAACUGAUAGUUCAGUGGUGGAAUGUAACAUUUACUCAAGCAGCUACUGACCGUGAGUACAAAUGUGAGAUACUUGCAUUUGUUUUGAGUUUCAUACUACUGUAUACUUCUAUUAAUUUAUUUCACAGCCUUAGUACCUAUGUGACUGAAUCACAUAGGGAUGUAGUCAAAUCAAAUAUCAUUAGAGAAGUUUCAGAACAGACUCAGAUGCUGCAUGAAGAAGCACUGAACUCAAGUCGAUGGAUAUUUGAAUGUGUUUUGAUGCCUAAAAUAAGCUGUAGAUGGCAACGUUAUGCGUCUUAAAAAGACAGUUAUUGAGGUCACAUGACUGUGGACUAGUUUGUUUUCUAGCCUAGCAUAAACCUUGACCUUCAUUUGUAAAGAUAAUCUAGCUGAACAAAACAUGUUCAUUUGCCACAAAGUUAAUUUUCUAUAAUAAUCCAAAAUCUAAUGGACACGUCCCAUCGUCUUUUUGUUGAGGGAACCAGUGCGAUGCUAACUUCCUGGUUGGCCUUCACACCAAUACAGCACUCUAUGACUAAACAAUGCAAUUCUUUUUUUGUGCAUGUUUUGUAAAUUGUGGUUGAAUGUAAGUCUUGAUAAUAAUAAUUGAAUUGAAUAAAGAAAACAUUUGUAAAAUUAA